AUGGCCGACACGACUCAGGCUCCUAUCAACGGCACCUACCCCACGCAGGUGUACGCGGACUCCUACAACCACGUCAUGAACAACUCUGCCAACUUCCAGCCCGCGCAGUCGUCCACGCCCUCGAAUGCGCCGCCCGCCGAUCAGAAGAAUGGAAUCUCCAAAGACGAAGUCGGUUGGUAUUUCGUCGAGCAAUACUAUACCAACAUGAGCCGCAGCCCAGACAAACUCCACCUCUUCUACUCCCGUCGGUCGCAGCUCGUCUUUGGUACUGAGGCCGAGUCGGUUCCCGUCGCGGUUGGUCAGAAGGCCAUAAAUGAGAAGAUUAAGCAGUUGGACUUCCAGGAAUGCAAGGUCCGCGUUUUAAACGUUGAUUCCCAGGCCUCGUUCGACAACAUCCUGGUUCACGUCAUCGGUGAGAUAUCCAACAAGUCUGAACCGUCCCGCAAGUUCGUACAGACUUUCGUUCUUGCCGAGCAGCCCAAUGGCUACUACGUAUUGAACGAUAUCUUCCGUUACCUCACCGAGGAGGAAGAGGAUGUCACCGCUGAGGAGCCCAUCCCUGCUGCUGAACAACGGCAGCAGCAACCGCAGGAGCAGGAGCAGAAACAGGAGCAGCCAGAGCAGGCUCCAGAGGUCCUCGCAGAGCCAGCCGCUCCCGAGGCCAACCCUGCUGCUCCCGAGGCUCAGGUGGACAACGAGCCAGCGGUCGCCAAGGUCGAUGAGAAGCUCGAAGAGGCUAAGCCUAACGGCCAGAUCGUGGAGGCCCAGGCUGCUCCUGAAAGCAACGGUGUUGCUGAAACGCAAGAAGCUCCUGCUGCUCCUAGCGCACCGACUCCCGCCGCUGAGCCGGAGUCGACUCAGGCUGAAUACCCGCCAAGCCCGGAGCCCACUCCCAAGGCGGCUGUUCAGAAGGAAGCUCCGGCACCUGAAAAGGAGGCCCCUGCUCCCACCCCGGCGGUUCCGGCCGCUCCGAAGACCUGGGCCAACAUUGCAUCCAAGCCAGGUGCUACCCCGGUUGUUCCUGCUAUCCCUGUUGCUGCUCCCAAGGCCCCGGCUUCCAAUUCUGCUCCCCAGGUUGCGGCUGCGGCUCCUUCUGCUCCUGCUGCUCCUGCUGCUCCUGCUGCUCCUGCUGCUCCUGCUGCUCCUGCUGCUCCUGCUGCUCCUGCUGCUCCUGCUGCUCCUGCUGCCCCGGCUUCCCCGGCUGCCCCGGCUCCUCAGCCUGCUGCUGCUUCCGCGCCUACCCCCAACCAACCUGCCGCCAGCGACAACAAUGGCUGGCAAACCGCUGGCCACGACCACAAGAAGACUCAGUCACGUAGCGGUGACGAACAAGUCUCUGGUUAUAUCAAGAAUGUCACCGAUAAGGUUGACGCAAGCUUGCUGAGGCAAACUUUGUCCCGCUUUGGAAAGAUCAAGACCCUCGAAGUGAGCCGUCCAAGGAACUGUGCCUUCGUCGAUUUCGUGGAGCCUGCUGGCUAUGCCGCCGCUGUUGCCGCCAACCCCCACCAAAUUGGAAGCGAACAAAUCAACGUGGAAGAGCGUCGCGCUCGUAACCACUACGGUAAUGCCAACUACGGUCCUCGCGGUGGCGCUGGCCGUGGCCGCGGAGACCGUGCAGGCAGCCAGGGCCGUGGUGGCUUCCAGCGUGAUGGCCGUGGUGGCUUCGCUCCUCGUGGCCGUGGUAACUUUGGCCCCAAGGGUCAGGGUCGUAACCAGGCCCCCCAGGCUGCUUAA
Molecule: messenger RNA, 1734 nt
Organism: Aspergillus ruber CBS 135680
Lineage: Eukaryota; Fungi; Ascomycota; Eurotiomycetes; Eurotiales; Aspergillaceae
Product: NTF2 and RRM domain protein
Exons: 3
Coding region: 1-1734 (577 amino acids)
Biological process (GO): protein deubiquitination; ribophagy
Cellular component (GO): cytosol; ribonucleoprotein complex; Ubp3-Bre5 deubiquitination complex
Molecular function (GO): mRNA binding
Source: RefSeq, a predicted model, not a curated record